GACAGAAGUAAGAAACUCCGAAAUUGCCACUUUAUCAACCGAUCUGGCAAUUUUCCCAUUUCCGUCGCACGAUCCGGCCCACAUAUAUCUCCGCAUUGGCCGCUGAUCAUUGAACCUUGGAAGAUCUAAGGGACUGGCAAAGAGUCCGAAGAAUUGCCCUCUCUUCAUCCAAUCAGGUAAUUUUCCUUCAUAUGGACAGGACAGGGCAGGACAGGACAGGACAGGACAAAACAAGACAGCUGAUCAUCAACACGAUCUAUAAAUCUGUAACCCCAGUUUCCACACUUCCCUGCCAAUCCCCCUCACCCUCACCCUCACCCCCUCACCCCCUCACCCUCACCCUCACCCUCACCCUCAAACCCCCACGUAUGACCUGGGUGCUUUUUUGGCCAUGACCCCAAGAAAUGUUUAUUCCCCUUUCUAACGGAACUCAAUACGUAGCUUGAUCUUGGCAAUGAUCAUCCAGGUACCCAGCUAUGAUAUCGUAAUAGCUCCCGUUUGAAAGGCCGAGACAAAGUAUAAUAGAUAUACAGGCACUGGAGAGGACGUCCGAUGAUGUCGACAAGCUCAACAUUAUCAGAGCCGAGAUGAAAAAGCCCGGCGCGGGGAAAGAUAAGGCGGAAUUUCGACGAUAUGAUGGCGCGAAAGACCAUGUUAGAUUAUUUUACACAGAACAACAUCUCAAACAAACCGUGGAAUACAAUAUCACGGUCCGUGAAGAGUUCCGGAACAGAGACCCGUGGUGGAUGGGAGCUAUGGAAGGUGCACUGCUUCUCAACAAAUUCGUUGAUCAGUCAGACCCUGACACUGAGGUUGGUCAACUGGAGCACCUUUUCCAGACAUCUGAGGCGAUCAGAGAGGCUGGACGGCCCGAAUGGAUGGUCGUGGCUGGAUUCGUUCAUGACUUGGGCAAACUAUGGUGUCUCAUGGGGGGCCAAGGACAGUGGGAUACUGUCGGAGAUACCUUCCCAGUAGGCGCUGAGUAUUCGAAGAAGAUUGAACUUUACGAGAGUCUCAAAGAGAACCCGGACUUCAACAAUCCUCGCUAUAACUCCAAAUAUGGUAUCUAUUCUCCAGGUUGUGGAUUAGACAAACUCAUGAUGUCAUGGGGUCAUGACGAAGUUCUGUACCAGAUUCUCAAGGACCAAUCUACACUCCCACCUGAGGCAUUGGCAAUGAUCCGAUACCAUUCGUUCUACCCAUGGCAUUUCGAGAAUGAAUAUUCACACUUUGAGAACGAACAUGAUCGAGCGAUGAAGCCUUGGGUGAAGGAUUUCAACCAGUUUGAUCUUUACAGCAAGAGUGAUAGCCCUCCCGAUGUUGAAAAGCUUAUUCCAAUUUACGAGGAAAUAUUUGCCAAGUAUUUUCCAGAUAAGGUCAACUUUGGCAAACUUGCAAAGCGACCAACAAGCAGCAGUAGCAGCAGCGGCAACAGUAGCUCUUGAGUACUCGGAUAUGAUUAAGGAAUGACUCUCACGCUUUACGAAAUUAUGAGAACUUUCGAAGCAAACAACGAGCGGAUAUCAUGGGUAAACUUUUGUAUUUGAUAGGUGUUUUUAUUUAUUUUAGUACUGGUAGACUUAUAGGGGCAAUUUAAAAGCAAUUUAGAAAUUACCUAGUUAUCA
Messenger RNA from Botrytis cinerea B05.10, 1625 nucleotides. RefSeq lists its product as hypothetical. The transcript has 5 exons. NCBI's taxonomy places the organism in Eukaryota, Fungi, Ascomycota, Leotiomycetes, Helotiales, Sclerotiniaceae. Bases 588 to 1445 code for a protein of 285 amino acids. Gene Ontology annotation, molecular function: inositol oxygenase activity; iron ion binding. Gene Ontology annotation, cellular component: cytoplasm. Gene Ontology annotation, biological process: inositol catabolic process. The record is from RefSeq and is a predicted model, not a curated record.